UGGCAUCCAUGAGAUCGGUAGUCCCCAGGCUGUGGCAGAGCCGCCAUUUUCAGUGUGUGAUAGAGGGAGAGAGAGGAGCGGAGCCGGGACCGGCACCGGGGAGGAAAAGCUGCUGAGCUGGAGGAGGACAGUCGGCUCUGCUGUUUGCAUGUGACUCAGCCAGACUCUCCGAAGAUGAACGUUACCAAGGGUGGCCUAGUGCUCUUCUCUGCCAAUUCCAAUGCUUCCUGCAUGGAGCUGGCCAAGAGGAUUGCAGAGCGUUUGGGUAUUGAACUUGGCAAGGUCCUGGUGUACCAGGAGCCAAACAGAGAAACCCGCGUGCAGAUUCAGGAGUCGGUGCGAGGGAAGGAUGUGUUCAUCAUACAGACGGUUUCCAAAGAUGUGAACACCACAAUCAUGGAGCUAUUAAUCAUGGUGUAUGCCUGCCGGACGUCGUGCGCCAAGACGAUCAGCGGCGUCAUCCCUUACUUCCCCUACAGCAAGCAGUGCAAGAUGAGGAAGAGGGGCUCCAUUGUCUCGAAGUUGUUGGCCUCCAUGUUGUGUAAAGCUGGUUUAACGCAUUUUAUUACUAUGGAUCUGCAUCAAAAGGAAAUUCAGGGCUUUUUCAACAUUCCUGUGGACAAUCUCCGAGCAUCUCCCUUCCUCUUACAGUACAUCCAGGAAGAGAUUCCUGACUACAGAAAUGCAGUCAUAGUAGCCAAAUCUCCUUCAUCAGCAAAACGAGCCCAGUCUUUCGCCGAACGGUUACGGCUAGGGAUCGCGGUCAUUCACGGAGAAGCUCAGGACGCGGAAUCCGAUCAGGUGGACGGGCGACAUUCUCCGCCAGCCGUCAAGAACGUUGCCGCCAUUCACCCGUCGUUGGAAAUACCCUUGAUGUUCCCUAAAGAAAAGCCCCCUAUAACAGUUGUCGGUGAUGUCGGUGGAAGGAUAGCCAUUAUUGUGGAUGACAUCAUAGAUGAUGUAGACAGUUUUGUCGCUGCUGCCGAAACACUUAAAGAGCGAGGGGCCUACAAAAUCUUUGUGAUGGCCACACAUGGUCUCCUGUCCUCUGAUGCUCCGCGGUUAAUAGAAGAAUCUGCUAUAGACGAGGUCAUCGUCAGCAACACCAUCCCCCACGAGGUCCAGAAACUGCAGUGCCCCAAGAUCAAGACGGUGGACAUCAGCAUGAUCCUGGCCGAGGCCAUCCGGCGGAUCCACAACGGAGAAUCCAUGUCGUACCUUUUCAGAAAUAUAGGAGUGGAUGAUUAACCCCUCCUCUUUGUCUAUAUAAAUAUAGAUCUAUUUUUUAGGAAUAUACCAAGGGCCAAAACUGGAAGUGUACAGUGUUACCUGUGCCGUUACAAGAGCUUACCUUUAAUAUUUCAACCAAGCCGUGUUUUUCAGGCUGACCUGUCUACCUGUAGAUUCACCAGUCAAUCGAGAUUUAUUUUUAUUUUUGUUUUUGUUUUUUUUUGGCUUGUCUUAUUUUUUGCUACUCCCUUUUUUGUGAACACAAUGUCACUCAAAAUUACAUUUGUUCCAAGCACCAGAUGUGUCGUCAGCAGCGUUUCUAGUUGGGAGAGCUGGUUCAGAUUUGUAGCACAGAGUAGACCUGUGCUAGGGUGGAUUUGUGAUAAUACCUUGUACAGCCCGCCUAUGUCCAUUCAGUUCUCUGCUUGAAUUGUAGGGGGCAUCAGAGUGACUCCGGUCGCGGUGGAGGACCAGAGACCUAAGCACUGAUGGAUGGGUAAAGCUGGGCCAUUGCACAGUAGAAGCCAUCUCGGUGCAGAUUUCCUUCUCUGUGUAGCUGUCAGUAUCUCCUGGAUAACCAAGAAAAAGCAGCUGCAAAUCAUAAAUGCUCAACCUGUGGCUCUGCAGCUGUUGCAGAACUACAAGUCCCAUGAGGCAUUGCAAGUCUGACGGGUACAAGCAUGACUCCAAAAGGCAGAGGCAUGAUGGGACUUGUAGUUCUGCAACUGCUGGAGGGCCACUGGUCGAGCAUCCAUGAUUAAAGUAAAAGCCUACCAAAGCCUUUAUAAUCACUAGAUGGAGGGGUCAGGGGUUAGCACCUCUGUAGGCUUUAUUGCUUCUGUGUCCAUGUUGGGAGAUAUCAUAACAUCCUAUUCUGGUGUCACCUGGGAAAGGAAGUGAAAUGAACGCAGACAGGGUGGGAGGUAAAGAAUAAUUCCAGGCAUUGGUAUUUUAUACAUUGAUCCAGCUUGGAGUCCCGUAACUAUAUAUAUACCAAACCUGGCCGAUGCUCCUGGAAGCUGGAAACCACUAUAGUAGACGCUGCUGCUUUAGUGAUCUCCACUUACUUCCAGAUCCCAUGCUGAGCAGCUACAUUCUGCCCACUGAACACAGGAGGUCAGCCACUUGGCAUGAGCACCAUUCAGUUUUCUGAAUGAAUGCAAAGCGUUCUAUGAUUGGACAGGGUGGAGAGCAGGAUGCCACCAGCUUGCCUCUCCACCUCUUCCCUUCACAGCAUGCUUUGCAUUUAUUCUGAAAAUGCAAAGUAUUCUCUGAAAAGGGCAACAAGUGUAAAUGAGAUGCUGGAUUUUCAGCUUCUCAGUUGGUCAUUUGGAUUCAGACAGGGCACAGUGCCACUUAAGGAGGGGUGCCACUUAAGGAGGGGGACCCAAAGUUUGAACAUCCAUCUAUGAGAGAACCAAACCAAAGCUCUACGAGUCCGAAUCAUUUUAUUAUUGGUUCAUACAAAUGAAAGCAAACAGCCAAUGAAUUUCAGGAGCUCAAAGAUUUCCCCCUUCGUUGGACUGAAAUACCCGAUUUCAAACCCGCCCUCACGUGGGCUAAAACCUGGAAGCUGAUUGGUUGCUAUGCAGAGCUGCACCAGAUUUUGCACUCGCCGGUUUUAGUAAAUAAUCUCCUAUGCAUUUUUGACAUGUUGCAUUGCUUCUUUUCCCCCAAUUUUGUUUUGCAAUGCGAUUUCCAGUGCCACUUGCUUGACUUCAGUGCAACUUUACUCACAUAAGUCGUAUCGGCAUUAGAUAAGAAGCCUUCCUGCGAGACUUUGAUAUGUUUUUAUUUUAACCCUCACCUCUUAUCCCAGGUCACCCCCGCAGCCCCAGUUCAGACUAUAACCUGCAUGUGGACCGCACCGCAGGCUUGUGCAAUUCAAAUGCGAUUCAGUGCGGUGCGAUUUGAGUCCAUUCAGGUAGAGGCACUUUUUUAUUUGGAGCCGCACCGCCACUGCAUCGCAUAGAGGUUUUGUAUUCUGGGAUCCGGUGCGGGCGAACCGCACUGCAUUUGUGAUGUCGUUCACUUUGUAUUGACACCUGCAGCGGAUCACGAACACCGUGCGGUGUGGGAAACGCACAGGGAUCACUGUUUCCUGCGCCGCAUAUGGUUGAACCUAGGCCGGUGAUGGUGAACCUUGGCACCCCCGAUGUUUUAGAACUACAUUUCCCAUGAUGCUCAUG
Molecule: messenger RNA, 3419 nt
Organism: Rana temporaria (common frog)
Lineage: Eukaryota; Metazoa; Chordata; Amphibia; Anura; Ranidae
Gene: PRPSAP2
Product: phosphoribosyl pyrophosphate synthetase associated protein 2
Exons: 11
Coding region: 175-1248 (357 amino acids)
Biological process (GO): purine nucleotide biosynthetic process; 5-phosphoribose 1-diphosphate biosynthetic process
Cellular component (GO): cytoplasm; ribose phosphate diphosphokinase complex
Molecular function (GO): magnesium ion binding; ribose phosphate diphosphokinase activity
Source: RefSeq, a predicted model, not a curated record